This is a messenger RNA of Darwinula stevensoni, 2123 nucleotides long. NCBI's taxonomy places the organism in Eukaryota, Metazoa, Arthropoda, Ostracoda, Podocopida, Darwinulidae. The record is from the annotation of a GenBank genome assembly.
AUGUACGAGGACUCCUCGGAAUCCUCGGACGUCAAGGAGUCGGGGACGAGUAGACGCGGUCGACACGGUCGACACGGGACCCUCAAGAAUGUCGUCGGCAACGCCUUUGGGAAGUCGGGGAAGUCCUACGACAGACUCGCCGAGAUGGUACGAGAGGAACUCGCCUGGAAGUACGAAAUCCCCAAAGACGGGAAACCUCGAAUCUACAAAUUGAGGAAGGAAAAAAUCGUCUGGAACCAAGACUUGAAGAUUGCCAAGUACGAAGUCGGAGCGAAGACGAACAAAGACGUGAAAGAAAAGGUUCUCAUGCUCGUUGGCGCCACCGGUGCAGGGAAAACUACGAUGAUCAAUGGAAUCGCGAACUACGUGUACGGAGUGGAAUGGAAGGACGACUUCAGGUUGAAGCUCAUCACGGAGAGGAAGACGCAAACCAACGAGGAGACCUCCGCCAGCAGUCAGACGAAGCAGGUAUCCGCCUACACCCUUCACUGGCAGAAGGGAUCCCCGAUCCCCUAUACGUUGACCAUCAUCGACACCCCGGGCUUUGGGGACACCGAGGGGCUGGAUGUCGACCGUCAGAUGUUAACUAAGGUACAUGCAUUCUUUGCCGCCUGCAAACCUCACGGCUUGGACUCGCUGAGCGGUAUUGGGUUCGUACUGCCUGCUUCUGUUUCGAGACUGACUGGGGCCCAGAAAUACAUAUUCGAUUCCGUGAUGGAAAUGUUCGGCAAAGACAUGAAGGAAAAGUUCUACGUUCUCAUUUCCUUCACGGAUGGUCAGAGGCCCAAAGUCCUCAACACUCUCAAGGCUGCCAAUAUCCCUCAUGAUAAGUCCUUUCAAUUCAACAACUCCGCCUUGUUUUCCGGCAACGAAGCGGACGAGGGGUUCCAGUACAUGUUUUGGAUUAUGGGAAUCCAAAGUUACAGCACCUUUCUUUCGGAUUUCCAACACUCGGACCCUGUCCCUCUCAAACUCACCAUGGAGGUAUUGGAGGAUCGACAUCGGCUACGAGAGAUAAUGGAGAAACUGGAAUCGGAAAUUCCGCGAGGCUUGAAUAGAUUGGAGGAGUUCCGCGAGACCUAUCAGAGCCUGCAGAACAGCAAGGACAACCUAGAAAAAUUCAAGGUGACGACGACGAUAUCUGAAUCGGUGGCACUACCGGACGGAGUAUUCGCCAUCAACUGCACCAGGUGUAGCGGCCGGACGUGUGAGCAUCCGAGCGACGUCCUCGACAAGGAUCUGAAGUUGAGCAGGUGCAUGAGGACCCGGACGACGACGAGUACCCCGAGGUGCAUCCGAUGCAACUGUGCCUUCCAAGACCAUGCGCUCCAGAGCUGGCGAUACGAGGAGAAAGUCGUGACCGCACUCAGGUCUGAGGCCGAAGUCCGCCGGCAGUACGCGAAGGAGUUCAAGAAACACGCGUCCAAGGAGCAACUGAUGAAAAAACUGGCUGCGGAAAUCCGCUCCUGUCAGAUGGAAGUGUACAGCAUGAUCACCGACGCCCAUCAGUUAAUGAAUAUACUUCGCGACAAGGCCUUGCGGCCGGAACCGAUGACGGCCGUGGAGUACAUCGACCUCCUCAUCCAGGCCGAGAGAGGUGAAGCGAAGAAGGGUUACGCGGAACGCAUCCAGCACCUGGAGGCGGCGAAGCGGGCAUCGGAGCUGACCGAGAAGAUCCUCCAGGGUCAGCACAACCCUUUCCCGCAGCUCCGGGAUGCCAUCGACGACAUGGGCGUGGACCUCAUGGAACUGACCCAGCAGGCCACGGAGAGCGUCGACGCGGCCGACAGUCUCGUCGAGACCAUCCGGGUUUACCUGAAGAAAAUCAACGAGCGCUUGCAUGACAUGAGCCCCUUGAAAGAAAAGAUGAAACAGGGCAGGAAGAAACUCAUGAGCUUAUUAAGGCCAUCUCCAAAAGUUGAACCAUAGCGAUAUGACUUUUGGUAUAAGAAUCGUUUUGCCAUCCCGAGUGUUGACCGUUCAUCGUGCAAAAUGAGCCAACGAGUAGAUCAUUAUUGUUCGCCCGAUUUGUCGUGGUCCUGUUUUGAUUACUCGUCUUUCCUUAACUUUUCAUUGUGAGCAGAGCCCUUACUUCACAAAUAUAUGCAAAUCGAAUUCGCAAC